CUCUGCCUCUCACUCUGUUCGCAGUCGCCCUCACGUCAACGUUCUCUUUCCCCUUGAGCUGCCAGCUUGUUCCCCUCCUCCACGGACAUUUUGGGACUGCCACAACACACCCGCCAUGGAACAGCUCCUUGCACAGCUGCAGAUGGCCUCAGGCCAAAACGCAGGACCUGCCGUUGAUCGCCCCAUGGUCGACUCUGGCGAGACCAUUCACAUCUCCAGCCUCGCGCUUCUCAAAAUGCUGAAGCACGGUCGUGCUGGCAUUCCCAUGGAGGUCAUGGGUCUCAUGCUUGGCGAAUUUGUGGACGACUACACAGUUCACGUCAUCGACGUGUUUGCCAUGCCCCAGAGCGGAACGGGCGUGAGCGUCAAGGCCGUCGACCCCGUGUUCCAAACGAAGAUGCUUGAUUCGGUAGCCAUUACGUACUACGUCGUCAUGGUGGUUGGCUGGUACCAUUCACAUCCCGGGUUUGGGUGCUGGCUCUCUGGCGUGGACAUCAACACGCAGCAGAGCUUUGAGGCUUUGAACCAGCGCGCCGUCGCCGUCGUCAUUGACCCCAUCCAGAGCGUCAAGGGCAAGGUUGUCAUUGACGCGUUCCGCCUGAUCAACCCGCAGUCGAUUGCGCUUGGCAUGGAGCCGCGGCAGACGACGUCCAACCUCGGUCACCUGCAGCGGCCCUCCGUUGCCGCCCUGGUGCACGGCCUCAACCGCCACUACUACUCGCUCGCCAUCAACUACCGCAAGAACGAGCUCGAGCAGAAGAUGCUGCUGAACCUGCACAAGCAGUCGUGGGAGUAUGGCCUGACGCUUGAGGACUACGAGCACCACUGCCAGGCAAACGAGAAGACAGUCAAGGAGAUGCUUGACCUGGCAAAGCUCUAUCACAAGUCUGUGGAGGAGGAGAUGACGAUGAAGCCGGAGCAGCUUGCCAUCCGGCACCACGGCAAGCGCAACCCGAAGCGGCACCUCAAGGACAAGAUUGAUGUGCUCAUGACAUCCAACAUCACGCAGUGCCUCACAGCCAUGGUCGACGCCGUUGUGUUCAAGUAA
Messenger RNA from Salpingoeca rosetta, 1048 nucleotides. Its product is annotated as 26S proteasome subunit RPN11a. Gene Ontology annotation, molecular function: protein binding; proteasome binding; metallopeptidase activity. The record is from RefSeq and is a predicted model, not a curated record. NCBI's taxonomy places the organism in Eukaryota, Choanoflagellata, Craspedida, Salpingoecidae. The transcript is spliced from 7 exons. Gene Ontology annotation, cellular component: proteasome regulatory particle, lid subcomplex. The coding region runs from base 116 to 1048 and encodes 310 amino acids. Gene Ontology annotation, biological process: protein deubiquitination; proteasome-mediated ubiquitin-dependent protein catabolic process.